AUGGUGGUAUUUGUUCUCACAUCUGAACUUAAGAAAGAGUUUGUACCGCUCUGUUGUCGUCUCUCAGGUUGCUAUGGUUUCUGGUGCUGCCCCUGCCUCGCCUGCACCGUCUCAGGGAGAUUUGGAGAGAACUCCUGCCUCCCUCUAUGUGACAUACUCAGCCCUGCCAUCGUGGCAUACUGGGGGAUUCCUCUGUGUGCUCCUCCUGCUGCAUUAUCUAUCAGGGCUGCCAUGAGAAACAGAUAUGGUAUCAAGGGUUCUCUCUGUAAGGACAUUGCAAUCUCCUGUUUCUGUGAUUGGUGCUCCUGGUGUCAGAUGCAUCGAGAGCUAAAAGAACGCAAGAAAACCCCGAUUGUCAUCAAUGCAACGUCUAAUACGUUUGUCAGCAUGCAGCCUCCUCCAGUGGUGAUGCAGCCUGCUCCAGUGGUGAUGCAGCCUCCUCCAGUGGUGAUGCAGCCUCCUCCAGUGGUGAUGAUGCCUGCAAAUCCACAACCAGCUUAUUAUGUGAAAUAGACAGAAGUCGUCAUGGCUUCCACCUGAGUAUUGCGGGCAUUGUGUUGUUUGUUUUCAUGGAUUUUACUCUUCAUCAGUGAAAUUCAAGUCUGUGAGCAUGUCAAGGACAUGACAAGUUCUUUCUUAAUAAUCACAAAAAUGAAGUCUAAUUUUAGCUGAUAUAAAUGAUUUCACUUUAAACUCCAGAUUUAUGCAGAUUUAUUGCAUAGUUACCAAUAAUAACCAACAUACAUUGUUUGCAUGUAUAUUUAACUUUAGUUAGAGCAUCGGGAUUUCAGUGACGUUUCGUCAGUUUACAACUAGU
Acanthochromis polyacanthus (spiny chromis) is the source of this 817-nucleotide messenger RNA. RefSeq lists its product as uncharacterized. The record is from RefSeq and is a predicted model, not a curated record. The transcript has 2 exons. Bases 1 to 513 code for a protein of 170 amino acids. Lineage: Eukaryota; Metazoa; Chordata; Actinopteri; Pomacentridae.